AUGGCAGCAGCAAAUCAAGUUUAUUCAGAUGCCAUCAGAAAAACAUUAGAGGCUACAUUAUGUUUGAGAUCAUUUCCAUCAGAAAUCAUUGAAAAAUAAAGCAAACCAGAAAUUGAAUUGAAUGGUUAUUCAUCAAAAACUAGACAACUAGUUUUGUCCCCUAUAUAUUUGUGUAGAGGUGAAAAAGAAAAAUGCGUUAUUGAACCUUCGAUUAAUUCAACAAGAAUUAGCUUUUCAAUUAAAGCUUUAGACGAUGUUGAUAGAUUAAUAGGCGAGAAAUUCGCCAAGUAUCUAGCCGUGAGAGCUGAUUAUUUUGAAAUUUUGAGAAGGAAGCCAAUCCCAGGAUAUGAUAUAAGUUUCUUGAUUUUAGAUUCUCAUUUAGAGAAAUACAAUGUUCAAGGGAUUAUUAAUUUUAUUAUAGAUUAUGUGGAGAAUAUUGAUAAGGAUCUUAGUGAUAUCAAAUUGAAUAUAAAUACCCAAGCAAGAAUUACAGCUGCUUGCUUUGUAGGAGGUUUGGCAAAUCAAUGA
Messenger RNA from Paramecium tetraurelia, 528 nucleotides. RefSeq lists its product as uncharacterized. Gene Ontology annotation, biological process: Arp2/3 complex-mediated actin nucleation; actin filament polymerization. Lineage: Eukaryota; Ciliophora; Oligohymenophorea; Peniculida; Parameciidae. The record is from RefSeq and is a predicted model, not a curated record. Gene Ontology annotation, cellular component: Arp2/3 protein complex; actin cytoskeleton. Gene Ontology annotation, molecular function: actin filament binding. The transcript has 4 exons.